CCGCGGAAACAAGUUUGCGCAUGUCGAAAUCUCGAAUUCCUGGCGACAAGGGAAGCCAAAACAACUUGUAAACAACUUUGAAGUUUUUAUGAAUUGAUAAGCAAACGCGCAAUGUAAAAGGUGGACGGUUUGAAAGCAGUAUGAAUUACGGGCUAUUAAACUUUAAGGCCCAGAAUGGAAAGCCUCAGAUAUUCUGGUCAAAUGAACAAUCAAAGAAGCAAGAAAGAAAGUUUGGUUACAAAAGUCGUGACCAGAGAUUCAACUUACGACAGUAUCCUACUGACAUGACAGCAGACUCUGACAAUUUACUUCAACCAGUAGAACAGCCAGAGGAAGAAAAACCCAAGAAACCAGCGAAAAAUUUUAUCAAAAGAAACAGAGAAACAAUGGGCAAGAAAACUAAAAAUAAAGAAAAUGGCAAUCUUGUCACACUCACACAGGAGCAACUGAAUGCCAUCCUAGCUUCAGUUGGAAAAGUUGCCUCAGGGAGAGAAGAUACACUUCGUAUAUCAAUGGAUGCAGAUAAACAUGUGAUAAAAGUAGAAUCACCGGGUAGAGAAGGAGAGGGAGAACACAGACGUAGGCAUAGAGAUAGAAAGAAGAAAGAUGAAGACCAAAGUAUAUUUGCUUUGGUUGAUGACAAUAAAAAGUCCAGUAGAGAUAAUGAUGAUAGAAGGAGAGACAGACGUGACAGAACUCCAGAAAGAUCUGACUCAGGGGAUAGAUAUAGAUCUAGAAAACAUUCAGGUGAAAGAGAUCACCACAGAAAACAUUCUGGUGAUCGAGAAUAUAGAAAUAAUUCUAGUGAACGUUACAGAGAUCAUUCAAGUGAUAGACAUAGAAAACAUUCUAGUGAUCGAUAUCGUAGAGAUUCGAGAGAAAGACGGCGAAGUCGAACUCCAAGUAGAGAGAGAUACAGGACACCUUCACGGGAAAGACGAAGACAUUCACCGGAAAACAGAUCUAGAGAAAGACGUAGACAUUCUCCAGAUGAAAGACACAGACAUUCACAUGAUAACCGAUCUCGGGAAAGAAGACAUUCCCCUGAUGACAGAUAUAGACGAGAUUCUUCAGAAGGAAGACAUAGGAAACAUACACCAGAUAGGGAUGAUCAUAAAAGUGAAAAACCCAAAGAGGAGAACCCUCCUUCACCAAGGGAAAUAGCAGGAAUACCUGUCACAUUGCCUUGGAAACACAUGACAAAAGCAGAAAGAAGGAGGUUAAUGAUAGCAAGAGAAAAAGUUAUGGCAGAUGAAACCAGAAAAGAAGAGGAGGAAAAGAGAAGAAAUUUUCAAGAUUUAGAAUUAAAGUCGUUAAAUAAAAAUUUCAAAAAAGAAGAUUAUCGCCGGGAAUCCCGGGAUGAUUAUCAUAGACGAGAUGAUGAUAGAAUUUCAGACUCCGAUCGAGGUUCUAGUCUGAAAACAUCAAGUUUGCCUCCGCCCGGUCCCACUAAUGCCAAAACAAGUCUAGGAGAAUUGAAAAGAAGACAGUGGGAAAGAGAAAGAGCUGACUCAACAACUACAGGAGAAUUUCAGCCAUGGGGAAAGCCAGGUGCUGGAGCUCCAAUACGUACAAAGUCAGGGAAUGUAGCAGCAGACUACGGCAAAAGAAAGGAUAAUGAACUAGAAACAGUAGAGGAAGAGCCUAGACAAAGACAUUACUCGUCUCCACCCAGAGAAAGAAGAGGAGAACCAUCCUAUUCAGAACCUUUGGACACGGUGAGAACACAAGAAGGUGUACCUGCUGCAAUGAGGUCUUCCAUAGUAUUUGGACAAGGUGCAGAUUCAGAGUCUGCCAUGAAGACAAAGGAGCUUGAAAGACAGAAAUGGGUUCAGGAAUUAGAUAAACAAAGGGAAGAAAAGCAGUUGAGAGAAUUAAAGGAAAUGAAUAUAAUCAAGGCAUCAGAGGAAACAUGGGCAGACAAAUUUAGCAAUCCUUAUAGGCCUGCACCACUACCAGAUCAGUCAGUUAAACAGUAUGGGCCAGAGGAACAUCUGAUAACCAAAGAGAAUAUCCUUGAUACAAGAAGGACCAGUAGUGCUCCAAAUCAAUUUCCUGAGGAUGAUGAACCAAAGACUCAUAUAAGAGGACAGAAUGUCUUCAUGGAUUCUGUAACUCAGAAAGAACAGGAAGAAAAAAGGAAACGUCACCUGGAACACCAGAAUGCAAUAAUGGAACAAGUAAAAGAAAAACAGAGAUUGAAACAAAUGGAAAAGGAAAGAAAAAUGAAAGAGGAUAUGGAAGAAGAGAUGAAAUUACAGAAAGAAAGAGAAAAACAGCAGAAAAUAUUUGAUUCAGACAUCCAGAAAAAUAAAGCAAGAGAGAUGAGAAGACAACAACAGGUGGAGAAUUUAAAAGCAGCUAUGGAUGAAGCAAAUGAAAUUGCUCAGCGUGAGAAGUAUCAGAAACGUAUGCAGCAUUUGGAAGAAGGAGGACAUGAUGUUUCACAUUUGAAAGCUAAUCUGCAGGAGAAGCAGUCGACAGCUAGAUAUCCUGCCGUAGAAACUGUUCGAGAACCACCAACUACUAUUAGAGAUCAGUUUUUCACAUCACAACAUUACUACAGUCACAAUAUGGCCGACAUAUUGACAGGCGGUCGCUUAGCUAAGUUGACACCAAGGGCUACUGAACCAACAUAUGUACCAGGUUUAAACCUUGAUGUCUCACCUAGACCAAUACAAACAGACAAACACACAGACAAAUCCGGUUUGGCGUUAGAACCUUACACUGAGAAUAGAGUACUAACACCUAGUCAGUACAGAUAUGGACAGUCUCCAAAAAGAGAAUUUGGUACACAGACUGGUAACAUAGCAGUAAUUAAUGAAACUGGUCGUAGAAUGGAUCAGAGAACAUACAGAGAAAUGACUGAUGUUGACAUUGUGUACAAAGUUUCUAAGGGCAAAAAGGUUAGAGUAAAAAGUGCUACAAAAGAGGAAAGAAUGCCAAGAAAGCAACCAGCCAAUCAAAAAAGAUCUGUCAUUCAGAAAGAAGAACCAAAACCUAGAGAAACAGAUAGAAGAAGCAGGAGUAGGAAGAAAGAAUUAUGGAAUUAUCAAAAUCCUGCACACAAACAUCCAAAAAAACAAUCAGAAAAAGAUCCAAUUCAGCACAAACGUCAAGCCAGUGAACAUCGAAGACGGAUCAGAGAACAAGAACUUAUGGCAAUGGUAGAAAUGAAUAAAGAUAGAAUUCCCACAGAGAGGCUUUCAAGAUGUGGUUCUCAUUCUGAUGGAGAAACUACACCAAGAACUGAUAGACUUUGUCAUAGAAAUAAAUCACAUUCUCCUGUAGGGCAGCCAGAGGUCAAUCGUCUGGUUAUCAAUAGGUCAAGGUCAAGAUCACCUGAGCAGACAAACAGAGCACUUGUACCAUACAACAGGGAGCGAUCUCCAUCACCAUCUGUAUCAGUUAUAAGGACAGAUGAACGAUUAAAAAGAGUUCCCUCUCCACCUGUACCUGCCCUCAAACAUAAAAUAGGUGGGGAGGGAGGACUUGAUCAUCGAGGGAAGCUAUAUAAAUAUGGGGACACAAACCCUGUGACUUAUGAACUCGGUGAUAGUGACUUUGUGCCAUUUACACGAACUGUAGAGAUUUUAGACCCAGCCCUGGCUACUAAUCCACUUCCUCUUUCAAGGGAAACAACUAAAUUAGCAAAUGCUAGGAAAGCAUAUAUUAAAGGAAUGAAACCUGGUAAUUAUGGCAACAGGGUAGACGUGUAUGAAGAUAGGAUCAGGCUUCCUGGAGAAUCAAGAAAUAAUGAUAAGGACCCCAUUACUAACCCAUCUCUAGUCAAGAAUCAUCCCACACAAAGACAAGAUCAAAUACUGAAUCAACUUUCCAGUCUAAAAGAGAGUUUAAUACAACGACAAAGAGAACUUGAAACAUUCUCACCAACUGACUUGGAAUAAAUGAAACAUUCUCACCAACUGACUUGGAAAAAAAUGAAACAUUCUCACCAACUGACUUGGAAAAAAAUGAAACAUUCUCACCAACUGACUUGGAAAAAAAUGAAACAUUCUCACCAACUGACUUGGAAUAAAUUUUCUUCCUGCAUUUUAUUUUAUAUGUUCCUCUUUACUAGUGCCAAAUGUAUUUAUAUUAUAUUUUACUUCUGUAUCAGAUUGAGAUGUCACAGAAAAUCAACUCUUUGUUUUAAAGUUUUUUAUUAAGCGAGUGAAAAACAAAAUACCGAAGUAUUCUAAGGAUAUUUGAUAUAUUGAAUUGCAAAGAUAAUAGCUAGUUAAAUUUCUAAAAACUAAAUAGAUUUCAGUUGCUAUAUAUUAAAGCUUAAGUAGACUUAAUAGGCUUAGGCUUAGGCUCUUGAACAAUAGUAUCAAAAGAUGUAAUGCAGUUAAACAGUGAUGUCUGCCUUUAUAUAAUAUGUACUAGUAAGAAAAUAAUAUAUUUUGUAUUUCCUAUUCAAUAAUAUGGAAUAUACAAUAAUUGCUUUGAAGGUUUGAUCUGAAACUGUAUUGGUCAUUUAAACAUAUUUAGAAGCUUUAUGGUAACACGACUAAAUAUAUGAAAUGUGAUUCUAAAGAACCAGAAUUGUUAAGACAGCACAAAUACCAAAGACCAUAAUUCUGUGAAAAGUUAGUCAUCUAGAUUGAAAUGCAAAUUUGAUCUGCAAGUCAUUGCUAUACACUCAUAAACCAAAAAUCCCCUCAAUAUCUACAGACUUAACAAAAAAGUUCUAGAAAACUGUUGGAUUUAGGAAUGAAAUGGGUAAUACUAUAUGCCCCGGUAACUGAGUGGAGAAGGCAUAAACAAAAUUAUGAAAUGUUAACUAAAUAGUUGAGCUGAUAUUAAUUUGUACUUUUUAGAUGGAAGUGUUACUGUUGUCAUAACUAAAAUAACAUUUUUACUGUUUUUGAUAUUAUAAUUUUCUAGACCAGAGUGAGUUGUUAGUUAUUUGUUUUUUUAUUCUCAUAAAUUCUAUGGCAUCUUUGCAAAUUAUCUCUUAGUUAAUAAUAUCAUAAUAACUGGAUCAUUUUUUUUUUACAUUCAACUGUCAUAUGUUUGAUACAUUACAUUCCAAAGAGAGUGCUAUAAUUUUGUAACUUUUUAAUAUAUAAUUACAUUUCACCUCAACCCUACAGUCAUUUAUCAAUUUUAAAGGGCAUUAGCUGCGAGAUAUAACAAAAAUAGAAUAUGAUUUUUUUUGUUCAAUCAUUAAUGAAAGUGAAAUAGUGAAAUAAUAAUUCGCCUUUAGCAGUCAGUGUAGUUCAAUUAUGUCAAAAUAAUCUAAGAAACAUUGUUGAUGAAUUAUUCUCUUGCAAGUGAAUAAUUCGAAUUCAUUGAAUCUGUUUUCAUGUGACCUUCAAUCUAACCCAGUAGCUACAGAUUGGUUACGCAUGUAUUAGUCAUGUUCAGCCAUUAAAAGGAAAAGAUGUCAACAUUGAAAGUGAAACAAAGUUGAACCAUUUCUUUGACUGAUUCGAUCCACCAAAAAUCAUUCUUAUACAGGUAUAAACGAUGAUUAACUUAUUAUAUCCGGUUAUGUGACCAUCAGCAGUCUUCAGAGGUCAUCUUGAUGGUUAAUUAGAUUGCGUCUAGACUAAAAUACACACGAAAUGAUGAUAAAUGUUAUCCAGUCUAUGUAUUGUUAAUUGAUUAUUUCAGACUUAUUGUAAUUUGAAUAUACGUUUUAGUAUGUUAUAAAUCAAAUAUGAGAAUUUGAGUCAAAUCGGUGAACAUGAAUUUGACAGCUAAUGCCCCUUUAAGUUUUUCCACUGGACGUUAAGCAAGCAGAAAUCAAUCAAGUAAUUUUAAGUCUAAGAUUACUGGAACUGACUUAGUAUUUGCAUUGUAGCAUGCUUAUAGUUUGACACACUGUAUAAAUGGCUUUUCUAUUUUUUAAGAUUUUAGGUUGACCUGUAAAUGCCUUUUUGUGUUGUUGUUGGUUUUCAGUCUCAUUGAAAAAUACCCAACAUCUCAUUUUAAUCAUAUUGCCUCAGGUUUGAUCCUCUGCAAAGUCAAACUCAAAACUUUUUAAAAAUUGAUAUAGCAGCCUUUUUGUUCAGUAUGAGGCAUUAAGCCUGGGGCAUGACCAAUUUUUCUGUUGACUGUUACUUGUUGGGCUAAGUUCUUUAAACAAGUUGUGCUCUGCAUUUAGGUCUACAACAAAGUAAGGUUUCUGCUUAUAUCAUAUGAAUAUGUUCCUAAGCUAAAUAUGGCAGAAUAAUUACCUGCUUGAUACUGAACAUCCAUCCAUACACAAAAAAGUUACUUGUCAUUUGGACUCAAAAUUUGUAAUUGACACUUUUACCAAAAAAAGGAUUGCCAUCAAAUAUUUGAAUAUCAACUUGCACCAAAAUCCAUGUGAUAUCAAACAAACUUUUAAAAUUUUCAUUAGUUCUUUAAAUCUAGAAUAAAAAAUGUUCAACAAAUAUUCUUCCACUCGCCUGAUUGUGAUAUGCAUGUUUGCUGUUGAUAUUAUGUGGUGCUGUUGAUUUUAAAUCAAAAAUUUUAGAUGACAGUUGUAAAUAACAUUCAUUUCUUUAUGUGAUGUAUAUUUGUAUGUGCAAAAAAAAAAGUUAGUGAAUAGUUGAGAUAUUAGUGCUCUAGUUAUUCUCAAGAAAUGUAAGCAAUUUUAUCUUUUGAAAAAGAAUCAACAAAGGAGGAAUAUAGACCAAAAACAUUGAUUUAAAUAAAUUGCUGGUGCAAAUAGCACACCUUCCUUGGGAUAAUUUGUUGUAGAAAUUGCACAGUUUUGGGAAAGCAAAAUAAAAUGUUAGCCAUGAACUUUAUUGAUUAAAAUAAGCUAUUUUGUUAAUGCAUAGGUUAUUAAAGGUCUAACUUAAGAUGCUGUCACAAGAUGCAUGUGAAAAGAAUAAACACCUGAUUAGCCAGAUAUAUUCAAAUUGUUUAUUCCAUGCUAAAAUGGAUGUGAUUAAUUAUAUGCAGUUUGAUAAUUCUACUCAAAUAUUACGUUUUCUCUAGUAUAUUGAAUUGGUGAAACCUCCCAAUUUUAUAAUUGUUAGUGCAUUAAAACUUAUUGUAUUUUCUCUGUUUUGUUUUACAUAAAAGAAAACAACAAUCCAGUAGUGUGGAACUAUUGUUUGAAAUGAAUUGAUUAGCAUUUAAUAAACUUAUAAUCUUCACUUGUUAUAUAGCACAUUUAAAAGUAUUUUUUAUUUAUGUAUUGCUUUUUUCAGUAAAUUCUGAUUUUCAUAGAUUGACUUAGCAUUGCAUUCAUCCCCUUUCACUAAACUAGUACACAUUUUUGUUUAAGGGGCCAACUGAAGCCUGCCUCAAGGUGCGGGAUUUUCUCGCUGUGUUGAAGACCCACUGGUGGCCUUGGGCUGUUUUCUGCUCUUUGAUCGGGUUGUUGUCUCUUUGACACAUUCACCAUUUCUUUUCUCAAUUUUAUGUAUAAGACUAGGGAACCUUAUUUAUACUUGACUUGUUUAAAACUUGGACUAUCUUAACAACUGUACAAUGGUGAAACAAAAUGUUAACAUGUUCUUCCUGUAACUGAAAGCACAGAGUUUGAACUUAUACAAGACUGUCAUUUUUGUUCUUGGUGUGUACAACACAAGCUUAAUUUCAUUGGUUAUUCUUCUCUUCACCCAACAAGUUACAAAAUGAUGAUUGUUUGGUUGCAAUUAAAAUUACAAACAGUUGCUCAAAUACAUUGUUGAAAAAAAGAUCUAGGAUCAUUUUAAUGAUAAUAGAAAAAAAAUACUUUGUACUUAUUUAGUUUUGAUAAAUGAAUUGUACAUAUUGUACUGAUAUUAUAUAUUUAUAUUUAUGUAACAUUUCAUUGAUGAUGAUUAAAUGAACAAUUAGAAA
Molecule: messenger RNA, 7794 nt
Organism: Mytilus californianus (California mussel)
Lineage: Eukaryota; Metazoa; Mollusca; Bivalvia; Mytilida; Mytilidae
Product: trichohyalin-like
Exons: 20
Coding region: 141-3908 (1255 amino acids)
Biological process (GO): cilium assembly
Cellular component (GO): cilium; microtubule
Molecular function (GO): microtubule binding
Source: RefSeq, a predicted model, not a curated record